Messenger RNA from Suillus fuscotomentosus, 1929 nucleotides. RefSeq lists its product as uncharacterized. Lineage: Eukaryota; Fungi; Basidiomycota; Agaricomycetes; Boletales; Suillaceae. The coding region runs from base 1 to 1929 and encodes 642 amino acids. The transcript is spliced from 9 exons. The record is from RefSeq and is a predicted model, not a curated record.
AUGCACUUUGCAGACUUUGUCCAAAUCCGCGUGAGUGCGACUUCUCUGCUCAUACUCACUAUCUGCGGCCAGACGGUGAUCAUGGGUUUUGCAUGGGGCUUCACCGGGGCAAUUUUGUACUCGGGGGUUCUCGUACUACCUGAUAAUGUCGUUCAUCGGAUCAUAGAGCAUCCGACCGUCCUGACCUUGAUAGCUACGUUGAUCGCAACUGCCUUGUCGAUCACCACUUCGAUGUUCUUCAGAUUUGCCCUCAAGGAAGCCCUUCGGCACCAUCUCUCAGGGCCAUCGAUUACACUGUUCAAGCUUCGCACUGCCAUAGCGCUGAGCAGGCCGAUCUGGGUAUUGAGACGGAGAUUUCUCAAGCUGUCGCUCCUCACCUUGGUAGUUUAUGCGAUGGUCACAUUUUUGAGCACGAGGUCUGCACUAUUCUCAACGAACCAAACCAGCGGAGAUAUGUCUGACGCUGAUUCGUACAGUUGGAGCACUUUCCUCCUACCCACCCUUAUCGAACGGCCUGUGGGAAUCUUCGGAACGGAACUAGACUUAGGAUCUGCUGCCUUUGUAAACCAGUUGAGUACAGACAUUAAUGACGAAAAUGCGAACACCGUUCAAGCACCUGCUUUUGAAGCCUUGAAUGUUUUGACUCUCCUCAGUGGUAUUGCUGCGGUUGACAUUCAGCGAGGUGUGGAGACGAGUAGUAUGUUCAGCUUCAACGGAGUUUCAUACCAUCAGUCGACUGGUGGAAUUCUCCCCGCGAUACAGGAGUACUCUGGAUCAUCAACCCCACCGGGUUCUGCUGUCGGCCUGGCGUUCACUGGUGGACAAGUACCAGUUAAUACCAGUUUUGACUGGGGACACCUCGGACGCGAUGCAGGCACUCAAGGCAUUUCGAAGAACUAUAGUAUUACACAGCAGGGUCUCACAGCAAAUGUUACAUGUCAGCCGAUCGACCGCAGCCAGAAUACCUUUUCACUCACCCCUUCCUCGACGCCAGGACCUAAGGGCUCGAAUAUGACGUUCAUCACGUGGGUCGCCGUUGCGAAUUGUUCAGGAAACAUAAAUUCAAUAACCUCCCUCACCGUUGGCAACGCGAACGGUCAGGCAGACAAUGCAACGGAGGGACUUCUCCCCACUGUUGUAUGUCCCAACCCAAACUCGAGGGUAUUCAACCCAUAUAAGUUUGAUAUCUUCAUGUCUGGCUUGUACAAGUACAACUUCCUGCCAACGAUCGUUUGCGAAGUCACUCCCUACCUGACCACAGUCAAUGUCACUUAUAAUGGAGGCAUCAUAUCUGUCGAUCGGAUUGCCGAAUCUUCUGGUUCGACAAGCAGUUCGAAUUUUCCUUUAUCUCAGUACAUCGCGACUGUGAUGAAUUUUCAAGCGUCGUUAAGCCAAACCGUAACCAAGAAUACGAUUGGUGACUUUUUGACCGCGUACGAUACGAGCAAUGUAUCAGUGAUGUACAGCGAAUUGGAGGAUUACUGGCGCGGUAUUGCGGAGUUCUCCUCCACUCAACUUCGAUCCGGAUACUCUGCUUCGGGAGUUCCGUCGAAUAUGGCAAGGUCGACGAGCGGCACGAUGUAUAUCGAGACGUACGGCUGGCGAAGCCAAGCCCGAACGUUCAUCUUGCUGCUCGUGGUAAUCACCCUGAUCUGGCUCGCCACCGUAUUGGCUGCUGGGUACAGCCUCGUCCAAGAAAAGAUCACUGCCUCCGAUCGAUCUUUCGACUUUUCUGAUCCCAUUGAUCUGAUCAUUGCGGCAUCUGGCGGAAGACUUGGACCACAGUUUCAUGACGGGGAUGAUGAGGAAGAAAAUCAUAGCGAGGACGUCGUUAUUCGCUUUGAAGAUGUACCUGACAAGGGGAGGAGAAUGAGCAAGAGACUGGUCACUGUGGCUCCUCCGGAUUCCCGACCCCUUAACGUUGUAUAG